Staurois parvus is the source of this 416-nucleotide messenger RNA. The record is from the annotation of a GenBank genome assembly. NCBI's taxonomy places the organism in Eukaryota, Metazoa, Chordata, Amphibia, Anura, Ranidae.
AUGGCCGACGUCUUCUAGGACCUGUCAUGUACCCGCUCCAGCUCCCUCCCCAAAGGUCAGCAGUCUCUGGUCAUCUGCUGUACUGUCAGCAGUCUCUUGGUCAUCCCUGUACUGUCUGCAGUCUCUGGUCAUCUCCUGUACUGUGUCCGCAGUCUCUGGUCAUCUCCUGUACUAUGUCCGCAGUCUCUGGUCAUCUCCUGUACUAUGUCCGCAGUCUCUGGUCAUCUCCUGUACUAUGUCCGCAGUCUCUGGUCAUCCCCUGUACUGUGUCCGCAGUCUCUGGUCAUCUCCUGUACUGUGUCUGCAGUCUCUGGUCAUCUCCUGUACUGUGUCCGCAGUCUCUGGUCAUCUCCUGUACUGUGUCCGCAGUCUCUGGUCAUCUCCUGUACUGUGUCCGCAGUCUCUGGUCAUCUCCU